Molecule: messenger RNA, 551 nt
Organism: Drosophila suzukii
Lineage: Eukaryota; Metazoa; Arthropoda; Insecta; Diptera; Drosophilidae
Source: RefSeq, a predicted model, not a curated record
AGAGCAAAACAUUUUAUUGUGCUGCAGUGUGAGCGACGCGUCGCGACGUUUCAAGUGAGCUUGUGCAACAAUAAAUAAAAACAAUUUAAAGAAAGAUUUGAUGCAAAAUGGAAGUAUUUAAUAUUUCAAAUACAGGAGCUUUUCACGAAUGGAAGUUUAGCCUGAUUUGUAUAUUUAAUAAGUGGUGUUCCAAGACAGGUACAAAUCCAGUCAAGAUUCAAUCUUUGAAAUUGAAAAUAGAGAAUGAUGGCUACAUAAUGGGAGCUGAAUAUUUGGAUCAAUUAGAAAAACGCGUUAGUUACUGCUGCAAGAGAAUUGAAAAUAUGAAAUAUUCUGGGUAUAAAAUUAAUGUUGACAAAUUUAGGACAUUUGCACUCCAAAUAGCCGUUGAUUUAACAAGGACAUAUUCAUGGUACUACCUUCCGCCUACCGUUCAUAAGAUUUUAAUUCAUGGACCAUCCAUAAUUGAAAACGCUCUGGUGUCGAUUCGGGAAUUGUCGGAGGAAGCUGCUGAGGCAAGAAAUAAGGACAUAACAAGCAACAAAUGAAGA